Tuber aestivum (summer truffle) is the source of this 379-nucleotide messenger RNA. NCBI's taxonomy places the organism in Eukaryota, Fungi, Ascomycota, Pezizomycetes, Pezizales, Tuberaceae. The record is from the annotation of a GenBank genome assembly.
AUGGCGGUAGUGUAUGAAGGAUCGGUUGAGGGAAUGACAGGCGUGGGGGAACUCCUGUCAGGGCUAUUGGAUCAAUGGCCGGGUGUUAGAGUCUCCAAGGAGGUUGCUGAAGAAAGGUAUUUUCAGGGUUUAGGGAGGGGGUGUUAGUGGUUGUAUUUGCAGCAGAUUCUCCCCAGUGUAUGGGCCAUGGGGGUCAGGGUUAUAUUCUUGGGGAGAUGGGAUGAAGACUUGUUCAGACUCGGUGCAGUCUUAUCACAGCAGAGGCUUCUGGAAGGGAAUUGUAAUGCAGGUAGGCCAGAGGGUUGUUGGCUAUGUUCAUCGUGAAGUUGAGAGGCAUUGGUGGAGCGCUCGUGAUCUGAGUGUGAAAUUUCAGGGAUAG